Myzus persicae (green peach aphid) is the source of this 2501-nucleotide messenger RNA. RefSeq names its product homeobox protein CDX-4-like. Gene Ontology annotation, cellular component: nucleus. The record is from RefSeq and is a predicted model, not a curated record. Lineage: Eukaryota; Metazoa; Arthropoda; Insecta; Hemiptera; Aphididae. Bases 919 to 1974 code for a protein of 351 amino acids. Gene Ontology annotation, biological process: regulation of transcription by RNA polymerase II; cell differentiation; animal organ morphogenesis. Gene Ontology annotation, molecular function: RNA polymerase II transcription regulatory region sequence-specific DNA binding; DNA-binding transcription factor activity, RNA polymerase II-specific. The transcript is spliced from 3 exons.
CGACCGCACCUCAUCAGUCGUAAUCGAUCGCGUGUCUAAAUAAUAUUAAGUACACACUUACACGCACGCACACACACACACACACUCGAACGCGUAACAAUAUUAUAAUAUCAACGCUUACACGUACAGGUACGUACGACGCACACGCACGCAUUCGCCCGUCACACCUCGAAAUAUAAGUCUGCUGUUGUAUUAUUAUUAUUUUUUUUUUUCAUCUUUCUCUUAAUAUUAUUACGCACACACAAUUAAUAUUGUAAUAUUUUAUUGUAUCGUACGCUCUCGAGACUCGCGCAGCACACGCACUCGACGACGGUUGUGCGAAUCCGUUUUGUUAAAUUUACGCGACACCUAAUACCGUUAACCUAAUACCGGGUUACGCGACGGUGUAUGUAAUACUAUUAUAAUGCACGCAUUAACUAAAUAAAAUAAUACUUAUUCUAUCUGUGUACGCGAGUGUAAAUAUGCGCGUGGAUACAGCUGUAGUGCCGAUGCAUCAGUUCGUUUUCGCAUUGUUCGUUCGUUGAGCAAUAAUAUAAUAUUACGUCGGAAUAAGCACGCUCACACAUCGUUAUAAAACUGUAAAAUAAUGUUCGCCGAGACUCGCUAAAGACCGCACGGGCGACGUGAUGCUCGCUUUCGUCAAUUUUCGUAAUAAAGGUACGUCGUCGGUAACGCGCAUCAUGCAUCCAUAAUUAUAUAUCAUAGUAUCAUCUACAUCAUCUUCAUCUGAUGGGACCACCUGUAGCUGUAAUCGCCGCUGUAAUUAUCGAAUAACGAUUAUACGUGUAUCUAUAGCUUCUACAGGAAAUUGCAAUAUAAUAUUAUUUUACAAACGUCGUGAACGAUAAUAUUAUAUAGAAGACAGCAGCAGGUGAAGAAAAUGCGGCGGCCGUGAAAAACCGCUGCAGCCGACGAAAAAUGAACGAAUCGGUGACCGUGUGCAGCAGACAACAGGGCCCGUCGUAUCACCACCACGGUCAUCACGUCGUAGUCAUGCCGGCCCAGUGCAACGGCGACGAAUGCGCGGCCGAACCACAACCAGCCACCGUGGCCGGUUCGUGGACGGCAUACGGUCAUCAGCCAGCGGCGGUGGUCGCCGGUUACCAUCAACAUCACCACCACCACCAUCUGCAACAGCAGCAGCAGCAACAACAUCAACAGCAGCAGCAGCAGCAGCAGCAACAGGACCAUCACCUCCAUCAUCCGCAUCAAGGAAUGGCCGCGGUGCCACCGCCGCCGCAGUCGUUGAUGCACCAGCACCAUCACCAUCAACCGGCGGACGGUGGCGGUUACGCCGCGUGGCCGACCGCGGUGGUGUACAACAAGAGGCGUCCGUCGUAUGCGGACGACGUGCAAGCGUACCAUCACGCGCACCACCACGCACCUCCGCCUCCACCGCCGCCGCCACACCAUCAACCGGCCGGCGCCGCGGCCACCUUGCAAGCCGUUGCGGCCUACAACCCGGCGGUCGUGACGGCCUCGACGGCCACGUGCUCGUCACCCGGAACGUCGUUGGACGAACCGUCGUCUGCGGCCGCUGCGGCGGCAGCUGCUUACCAGACGGCCAACGACUACAAGUACUGGCCACCCGUACAGCAGCAACCGUCGCCCACCGGCACAGGACGCAUGAGCCCGUAUGGUUGGAUGAAGAGAGUCGAGUAUCAAGACCGUCCACAACCGGGUAGAACACGCACCAAAGAUAAGUACAGGGUCGUAUACACCGACUUGCAGCGCCUAGAACUCGAGAAGGAAUUCCACUUUAACCGAUACAUCACGAUUACAAGAAAAACCGAGCUGUCCAAAAUGCUGAGCCUGUCUGAAAGACAAGUGAAAAUAUGGUUUCAAAACAGGCGAGCCAAACAGCGGAAAAUCGACAAAAAACGAGAAGAGACGAUCAUCAACGAGAACUCAAAACAACUGAUCCAGACGCCCGUCGAUACAAAUUAUUCGAUCGAGAGCUGUUCGCCCCUGUGAAACGAUCGGCUUAAUCAUAUUAUCGUGUAAAUCGACGAUAUGAGAUAUUCAACGGGUAUAACAUUAUUAUUAUAAAUUAUAAUGAUAAUAUGUACUUAUCGAAAAACCCAAAAACUUUGGGAACAACGAAAUCGGACGUUAUACAUAUGUUUUGUAUAAUAUUAUAAUAUUAUGUAUAGAUUGUAAGUUUGAAUCGCGUCUAAGAGAAACGAUAAAACAUUUUUCAUUAUUUUAUUUUUGAAACACAAUUUUAUUUUUAUUUUACAAAUUAGCAUAUUAUUAUUAUUAUUAUUAUUAUUAUUAUUAUUAUUAUAAAAGUUAUGUUUUUAUUUUAGCCGAUUUUCAAUUAUGCGCGCUUAUAGUAUACCGUUACACUUUUGACUGUACAUAUAAUAAAGAAAUCGUUUAAUUUUAAUUUUACCUUAAUACCCGCCCUAUUAUUAUUGGUGAACGAAGUGCAUUCGUUAUAAUAUUAUAAUAGUUUUAACUGUUACUCGAAUUUUAAUUUUUACGAAUGUAUAGUGAGC